Postia placenta MAD-698-R-SB12 is the source of this 543-nucleotide messenger RNA. Its product is annotated as glycoside hydrolase family 128 protein. The coding region runs from base 1 to 543 and encodes 180 amino acids. The record is from RefSeq and is a predicted model, not a curated record. Gene Ontology annotation, cellular component: fungal-type cell wall. The transcript is spliced from 3 exons. Lineage: Eukaryota; Fungi; Basidiomycota; Agaricomycetes; Polyporales; Adustoporiaceae. Gene Ontology annotation, biological process: fungal-type cell wall polysaccharide metabolic process.
AUGAAGUUCUCUAACGCACUCAUUUCACUCUCGCUCCUUCUUGCUGGCUCUGUCGAGGCCGCGCACAUCUCCAACCUCAAGAACAUGAGGAAGAUGGACAGGCACGCUCUUGGUCGGCGCAGCGGUGCCUCCGCUACGUACACCCCCUCGGUGUCGCAGACCCCGACCCCGACUUCUACCAGCUCGAGCACUGCGCCCAGUAGCUCCUCCACCGCUGCCUUUUCUAAUGGCAUUAAGCGUGGUUUGUCUUACAACGACGCGUCGCUGACGGACCAGUUCAGCUCAAACCAAAUCAGCUGGGCGUACAACUGGGGCCAAACCGCCUCCGGUAGCUUGCCUGCGGGCGUCCAGUUCAUCCCCAUGCUCUGGGGCAACACGAGCACCUACACUUCUACCUGGGCGGAGAACGCUCAAGCUGCUAUUGACAAUGGUACUGAGUACCUGCUCGCGUAUGCAUCUACAGCUUCUGGCACAAUACGCUGUAUUCACCAUCACACGCUUACAGUUUCAACGAGCCGGACCUCAACACGCAGUCCAACAUAA